This is a messenger RNA of Solanum dulcamara, 656 nucleotides long. RefSeq names its product pathogenesis-related protein PR-1. Lineage: Eukaryota; Viridiplantae; Streptophyta; Magnoliopsida; Solanales; Solanaceae. The transcript is spliced from 2 exons. The coding region runs from base 74 to 616 and encodes 180 amino acids. The record is from RefSeq and is a predicted model, not a curated record. Gene Ontology annotation, cellular component: extracellular region.
AUUAGAUUGACUCAUCCAUCCAAACAAAAACAAACCCUCUUCCUCCUCCCACUUACCACAAAAUUCCCCCAAAAUGACAUAUUUGCAACCAAGACUCUUAGGAAAAUUAAGUAUUUUCCUUCUCCUUUGCACAGUUCAAACUUCAUUCUCUUCUUCCCAUCAACCAUUGUCCUCCAGACGCUUUUUGACAACAACCCCAAGUUACAUAGUCAAACAAUACCUUACUCCCCACAACAAAGCUAGAGCAAAACUUGGACUUCCACCUCUCAAAUGGAGCAAUAAACUCGCAAAUUACGCAAGCUGGUGGGGACAUCAACGACAAGUGAGUUGUGAAUUGGUUCAUUCCCGUGGCGACUACGGGGAGAACCUCUUUUGGGGGAGCGGCAAGAAUUGGAAGCCAAGAGACGCCGUCAUGGCGUGGGCGAAGGAAAGACCAUAUUAUGAUUAUAAGAGUAAUUCUUGCAAGAAAAAUGAGCAAUGCUUGCAUUAUACACAAAUUAUUUGGAAACAGAGCACAAGAGUUGGCUGUGCAAAAGUUUUAUGCAAAACAGGGGACACUUUGAUUAGUUGCAACUAUGAUCCUCAUGGUAAUGUAGUAGGAGAAAAGCCCUUUUAACACAACAUUUAUAAUCUUAUUCAAUGUGUGUAUACACUGA